Molecule: messenger RNA, 635 nt
Organism: Eurypyga helias (sunbittern)
Lineage: Eukaryota; Metazoa; Chordata; Aves; Eurypygiformes; Eurypygidae
Gene: TRAPPC2
Product: trafficking protein particle complex 2
Exons: 4
Coding region: 19-441 (140 amino acids)
Biological process (GO): endoplasmic reticulum to Golgi vesicle-mediated transport
Cellular component (GO): nucleus; TRAPP complex; cytoplasm
Source: RefSeq, a predicted model, not a curated record
GGAACACUAUAUUGAAGCAUGUCUGGAAGUUUCUACUUUGUGAUAGUUGGUCAUCAUGAUAAUCCCAUAUUUGAAAUGGAAUUUCUGCCUCCUGGAAAAGUAGAGUCAAAGGACGAUCAUCGCCAUCUCAACCAGUUCAUUGCCCACGCUGCUCUUGACCUGGUAGACGAGAACAUGUGGCUUUCGAACAACAUGUACCUGAAGACUGUGGACAAGUUCAAUGAAUGGUUUGUUUCGGCUUUCGUCACGGCUGGACAUAUGAGAUUUAUAAUGCUUCAUGAUGUAAGGCAAGAAGACGGCAUUAAGAACUUCUUCAAUGAUGUCUAUGACUUGUAUAUAAAGUUUGCGAUGAAUCCGUUUUAUGAACUCAAUUCUCCCAUUCGAUCCAGUGCCUUUGAAAGGAAAGUACAGUUCCUGGGGAAGAAACACCUUUUAAGCUGAAUAGAUAACUUUCCUGAGUGAGUCCUUUUUCCAUACUUUCCUGAUUAUUUGAACUGUAGUUCUUCUGGUUAGUUCUCGGCAUGUUUGACAUUCAUACUCUGAAGGUCAACAGACUGGAUGCUGAAGAAGGGGUUUGUGUUGUUGGGGUUCUUUUCCUGGUACAGAUAAGAACAGCCAAGCUUCUCCGGUGAAAA